Molecule: messenger RNA, 5397 nt
Organism: Penicillium longicatenatum
Lineage: Eukaryota; Fungi; Ascomycota; Eurotiomycetes; Eurotiales; Aspergillaceae
Gene: utp10
Product: snoRNA-binding rRNA-processing protein UTP10
Exons: 3
Coding region: 1-5397 (1798 amino acids)
Biological process (GO): positive regulation of transcription by RNA polymerase I; maturation of SSU-rRNA from tricistronic rRNA transcript (SSU-rRNA, 5.8S rRNA, LSU-rRNA)
Cellular component (GO): t-UTP complex; small-subunit processome; 90S preribosome
Molecular function (GO): snoRNA binding
Source: RefSeq, a predicted model, not a curated record
AUGGCCUCCUCUCUUGCGGCGCAGUUGUCGCAGAUUGCGGCAAAAUCGACGCAUGAGCUUGAUCUCAAAACUCAGAGAAUCGCCCACUCACAGUCACUGAUCUUUGAUACACAAGUCGCCGGAACUCAGGACUUUGAUACCAUCUAUGAUAUCUGCUAUGAAGGUUUUCGUGAGCUUUGCUCCUUGGAUCGCCGAUUUGAGGAGUUUGAGCGCACGAUUUUCAGCGAGCAGAGCAAGGCUGAGGAUCGAACACAGAUGAAUGCCAGCCAAAACCAGGAAUUGGAUGCCGUCAUUGAAAAUUUCCUUGCACUUGUUGGAGGAAGACUGCAAUUAAGUCCCGCGGUCAAGGCGGUGGAUUGGUUGGUGCGAAGGUUCAGAUCGCACGAGUACAACACGACCUAUAUGGUUUUGACAUUCCUGCCUUACCACACCACACCACUUUUCCUGAAUCUACUCUCGAUCCUGCCUAAUGAUCUUACACCAACAUUGAAAGUGCUCUACCCUUAUAAGACGGGCUUAAUCAACCCUCCACGACACCCAAUCGUGCACAGCGCCACCACAAACAAACCUUUCUUUGCCGCACUGAAUAACUAUGUGUUGAAAGCCUGUCGGCAAGGAGCCCAGAGCCACUCCCUGCUCUCCUUCUGGGCGGGUAUUACCACGGAGGCCGUCGCAGGCAUGUUGGAGGGUGCUCGCUCCGGUCGACGGGAGGCUGAAAAGCAAAAGCACGAGGAUAUUAUCAUUCGUGUGCUCCCAGUCCUGAGCAACGCUUUCGCACUAAAGAAGGUGCCGGAGCUGAUUAUCAGCUGCUACAUGAUAUCAGUUGUGCUAGCUCAGAAGGCUUCUCUUUCUGAUGAUGUUUUGAAUGGCCUGAUGGAGACCGUGGUGGCUUCAUGGACAGAAGAAACAUUAAGCUCGGGAUUGAUUUGCUUGUCAGUACUUUCUCAGCAGAAGCCAACAGCUUCCCUGCCGAAGAAGGUGUUCAAGGCCCUUGUUCGCCUUGAUCGUCCUAUGCAGCAACUGUCAGAAGUAGCGACACAAUAUAACACAUCUAAGCUCUUGAUUGGGCUUGUUGAUGGCUUCGCCAGUGAUUUGCAGAAGAACAGCCUGCACCUCAGCCUCUUGUCAUCUAUCUUCGAAGCGAACGUCUUCCAAGAGGAGGAGAUGAAGCAGGCUAUGGCCCUGGUCAUUAAGUCAGCAAGUGAUGUGGAAAAGACUCGUGAUAUGUCAUUGGAUACUCAGACCCAGCUUGCCGAGUUGGUCCAAGGAUUUAGCCGCUCCAGCUCCCUCCAGCCUACCUUCCAAAACCUGCUGGCUGAAACAUCUCUCAAUAUCUCAGCAUUGGAACAUAACCUGCAAACUGUGGUUGAAGCCCCUAUUCAGCCCCAACUGAUUGAAGAUGUGGAAAUGGAAGACGUUGAUGAGCGUGAUGUGGACAACUUCACGCCUGCCUUUGAGUCAUUGUCAAAGGAACCUAAGUAUCCUUCCUCAUUCCUGUCCAAGCAGUACAUUCCCGAGUUCAACAGCCUCAUCCAAGUGUUUGCAUUAGCUGUCGAAUCUGAAUCCAGAGUUGCGCAGUUUGUUGAUCUCCCAAUUCUUGGCAAGGCCGAUGCGACCAAAUCCCCGCAAUUCCUGUCGUUCUUCACGCGCAUUCUUUCCGGACCUUAUCCCAUGGGAACGAAGAUUGCUGCAUUGAAUGCCAUUGCUUCUGUCCUGUCGUCCGUGAAUGUUGAUUACGAUCCCCAGGCCCUAUUGCCCUUCCUGCUCGUUGCUCUCAGUGACCCAUCCGAGCGGAUCCGUCGUGAAACCACUGGUGUUUUGGCUCUCGUUGUUACUAUCUACAAGAACAACAAGAAAGGAGACGGCAAGCCCUGGGCCCACGAUUCUAUUUACGGCAAUGGAAGCCAGUCUACCAAUAUUCCAUGGCUGUCAACUAGCGAUGCAUUGAAGGUGCUUGAUCGUGCAUUGCUGCCUGGACUUGAGGAGUAUAUCCUGGAUCCUACCUAUAUCGCUAAGGUUCUCGACGCCACAAUGCGCGGAUCUGUUUUGUCGGAGGACUCGGGUGCUUCAGAGCUGAAGAAGUCUCUUCGUCUCAGUUUCUUCACUUUCCUGUCCUCUCACACGAUCCAGAUGCCGGUCUACGGUCCCAAGUUUGGCCUUCUCCGGUUGCUCAACAAAAUUAAGAAGGUCUCGGGAACUACUCGUGCCAAGGAACUUCUGCCUCUGCUUCAAAACUGGCGAGGCUCUAGUCAGAAGGAAGUCGAAGAUAUUUGCACAUCAGAGCGCCUUACUCUUCCCGAGGUUGAGCAAGAGAUCGUUGCCAUUGUCAGCGCCAAGGACAAUGAUGCUAUCGAAAUCCUUCUUAACAAUGUUAGCCCCGCAUCUGUUCGAUCCUCCUUUGUGACAGCUGGAUUUUCUCGCAUGAAGGAGAUCUGGAGCAAGAUCCCGGAGGAUGCCCAAUUAACAGCUGCCGAAAAGCUGUUGGACAUUUCUCUUAACAUGUCGGAUGAAACACCUCUCGCAGACAACUGCCGUUCUGUCCUUCGCAGUGUCGAACUGUCGGGUGCUAUCCUUGUGAGCUUCGUGAACAAGAUCCCCAUUUCCUUGACUCACAUUGAGAGCCUUGGCCCCGCACCAAAGCGGAGACGCACCAGCCAGAACAACAUGGUUGCGAUGACUGUCAAAGACGAGGGAGAGUUCAGCAAGCUCAUGGACAAGAUGACCUUCAUUCUAGAAGUUGUCGACAGCUCUAGCCCCGAUUCUCACCCCGAGCUCGCGGGUGGUCUUUUCCAGACCCUUGCUGCUCUUCAUCACUUCAAGUCGCAGAUCCAGUCCGGAAUGAGCUACCUCCUGAGUCUCACCCUGGGAAGUCUGCUGGCUAUCGUCAACAAGUCCAAGGCAUCUGCUAAACCACUAUUUGACACUUCUGUCAUCCGGGCCGACUUGGUGGUGGAUUGCGUCCGCACAACCGAAAGCCCACAGGUGCAAAAUGCCGCUCUUCUCCUGGUUGCUGGUCUAUCUGUGAUUGCACCGGAGCUCGUCCUUCACAGCGUGAUGCCGAUCUUCACGUUCAUGGGAUCGAGUGUUCUUCGCAAAGAUGACGACUACUCUGUUUCUGUUAUCGACCAGACUAUCGACCAUGUUGUGCCCGCCCUCAUCCAGUCGUUACGUAGCCAGAAGCGCGAUAUUGUUUCCGGAACUUCGGAGCUCCUCCUCAGCUUCACUGCAGCAUUUGAACAUAUUCCAUCGCAUCGCCGUCUUCGCCUCUUCCAUGCAUUGAUUACCAAGCUUGGCACUCAAGACUUCUUGUUUGCCGUUUUGGCUAUGCUAGCGAAUCGUUACUCCAACGAUAAGGACGUUCUUACGCUGAUGACUGGGGUGGCAUCGGAUACUACUCCUGUCGUCGAGCUCACCACUUACAGCAAGUAUCUCAACCUUGUCAUCGAUGCGUUCCAGCCUAAGGCUGGCAUCUCUCAAAUCUUGCUUGGAAUUGGAAGCGACGAUGGUCGUGACCCUCAGAAGGUGGCUGUUGAUUUGCUGCGUGAUCUCGCUCACCUGCUCAAACAUUCCUCCCUCAAGUCCAAACUGGAGGCCGCUUUCGAGAAGGAUGAUGACGUCGCAGGUCAAGUUCGCGCUUGCUUCUCCCGCGUCUUAGGACAGGUUCUGAACAUUGGCGAAUCGGUGAAAAAUAUGAAACCCGUGAGCCAGGCGUGUGGUGAGGUCCUCGGUGCUCUCUUCAGUACCUUGUCUCUCGUCGACUUCCUGGAUACGAUCGAGGUCUUGCUGCAAGAGCCCAACGAUGACCUCCGCCGUAAGGUCCUUCGUCUCCUGGAGAACCGCCUGCGCCAGAACCCAGAGCGUGACAACGAGUCUCAAAUUCGUGUACUUGACUUCUUGCCUACUCUGGUCAAGAUUGUCGAAUCAUCCCCUGACACCAUGCUCAAGCACGCCGCUGUCGCUUGCAUUGAUCGUAUCACCGAGAAGUACGGUCGCAAGGACCCAUCGAAGGUCAUCACAGCCGCCAAGGUUGUUGCUAGUGAAUCCUGUCUGGGCUACGAUGAUGAGCGCAUUCGAAUCAUGGGUGUUCUGUGUCUGGCCUCUAUGGCCGAGGUCCUGGGCCAGGCGAUGAUCCCCGCCCUUCCAGAUACCCUCAACCAGUCUGUGAAGCUGCUCGAACUCAGCCUGGUUUCCGGAAAGGAGAACUCACGCCUGCACGACGCCGUUUUCUCGCUGUUCUCUGCACUCCUGGACAACCUUCCGUUCAUGAUCUCGGCUGCCACACUUGACAAGAUCCUGCUUCUCUCUUUCAAGUCCACCAAUGCCAACCUUGAUGAAUCCUGCGAGGACAGCCGUGAGGAGACUCUUCGGCUCAUGGCUGCUCGGAAGAUGGAUCUCACUGCCACCCUUGGUGCAAUUGACCGGAACUGGCAAAAUGCCGUCGAGGCCGGACCUACUGCCACCACUGAGGUUCUGCAGGUCUUGAGCCUGGCCGUCGAGAAGAACCCCAAGUCGACCGUCUCUAAUAAUAUCGGUGUUCUCACUACCAUCCUCUUCAAGGCCUUCGAUUUGCGACGUGAGCAAAUCGCUCUAGGCGACCGUGCUAAGUUCGACGCCGGUGAAUUGGAUGAAGCUGAGACGACCAUGCACGAUGUCACCAUUAAGAUGAUUUACAAGCUCAACGACAGCACAUUCCGACCAUUGUUCACCAAGAUGGUUGAAUGGGCUACCGGUGCCCAGAAGGAUGAGCAAGCUCAAAUUUCUCGCCUCACAACCUUCUACAAGUUCCUUCAGGUGUUCUUUGGCACCCUUCAGUCCAUUGUCACUGGUUACUCCAGCUACAUUUUGGAGCACACCGUCAAGAUUCUGGGCUCAACUGGACCAGCCAAGGCUACCAAGCCACUUUGGUUGGCCACACUCCGCACUCUGCGCAAUUCAUUCGAGCAUGACCAAGAUGAAUUUUGGCAAUCUCCUUCCCACCUCAGCAGCAUCACAGUUCCUCUCAUUGCGCAGCUGGCUCACGCAACAACCUCGAGGUCAGCAGAACUCGUUGUCGAGGAGGUUAUUCCCGCGAUUACUGAGCUUGCUACCGCGGCCGACUCGACCGAUAACCACAAGGAGCUAAACGUUGCUUUGAUGAGAUACCUCCGUCCUUCGACUGCUCCGAAUGCCAAGUCCGCUGGUGGUGACAACCCAUUCACUCGCCUUGCGGCCUUGAAGGCCGAGCAGGCUCUUACUGAGCAGCUUGGCGAGGAGUGGCUUGCCCUUCUUCCGGAGAUGCUGCCCUACAUCAGUGAGCUCAUGGAGGACGAGGAUGAGAGUGUUGAGAGAGAAGUACGGAAAUGGGUCAAGAAGAUUGAGAGUGUACUGGGUGAGCGACUGGAUGAUAUGUUGACCUAA